CUCACUGUCGACAAGUUUUUCACUCGUGAAGGCGAACCCAUAUCUGAUGUGAACUCCGACUCGAUUUGGAAUUUUCACGUUUGGACUGAUGUUUGGAUGUCGAGACCAGAUCUUCCACCGGGCUAUGGGGGCUGGCAGGUGAUUGACGCCACACCGCAAGAAUCGAGUGAUGUCAGUGGUCUCUACCAAACAGGCCCGGCAUCCCUGGAGGCCAUUCGUAAGGGGGAGGUUGGUUUAGCGUAUGAUGUCCCCUUUGUGUUUGCUGAGGUGAACUCCGAUGUCGUGCACUGGCAGCUUGAUGAAUCCAGUGAACUCGGAUGGAGAAAGAUCAAGACCAAUAAAUACCACGUCGGCCGAAAAUUAUUCACGAAAAGGGUUGGUGUUGACGGUGAUUACGGGGGCAUAUCUGAUGCCGAAGACAUCACAUCUCUCUAUAAAUUCAAAGAAGGCACAGAAGAGGAACGUAUGGCUGUUCUCAAUGCCGCUCGAGACAUCGAGAAAGUGGUGAUCGGGAACCCCUUCUACAUUCAGGUCGAGAUGACUAACAGAGUGGGAAGCAUACGAACGGUCACUCUGUCCCUCAGCUGCAACAGCUUCUACCUGACAGGCAUUUUGGCCAAAAAGAUCAAACAGGAGCGACAGAUCAUUGUCUUACAGCCCUAUCAGAAGGAUGUGUUCAGAAUUCGUGUCAAUUCUGAUGACUAUAUCGAUAAACUGGUCGACUAUUCAAUGAUGAAGAUCUAUGCGAUCGCAACCGUCAAAGAGACUCAACAGACGUGGUCUGAAGAGGACGACUUCACUAUCGAGAAGCCAUCGCUCAAUAUCAUCACUCGGGGAGAUAUUGUGGUNAGUCUCUUUGACGGUUGCGAUCGCAUAGAUCUUCAUCAUUGA
Messenger RNA from Oppiella nova, 891 nucleotides. The record is from the annotation of a GenBank genome assembly. Lineage: Eukaryota; Metazoa; Arthropoda; Arachnida; Sarcoptiformes; Oppiidae.